Messenger RNA from Amoebophrya sp. A120, 3631 nucleotides. NCBI's taxonomy places the organism in Eukaryota, Dinophyceae, Syndiniales, Amoebophryaceae. The record is from the annotation of a GenBank genome assembly.
GGAACUGCAAACUCUUGCGAGCAGCAGCAACAGGGGCACCAGGUAGGUCACACGAUGGCGAUGGGUGCGGCACCAACCGGGGCCACUUUCGCGGAUCUUCCGGGAACUUCUACUCAACAACAGUUGCAGUAUCAGCACGCUUUUGCAAACACCGUUGUCGGCUGCGCUGCGGCUCCGGCGGGCGCGAUAGGAGCUGGCGCCCAGAAUUAUCAUCUUGCUCAACAACCAGAGACUGCAGCUGCACAUCACAGCAUGAUGCUCAAUUCGCUCGCCGAGCAGAUGUACGCGGAAUUCGUCAAGCUGCAAAACAGGCAAGCGGAAUAUCUGCGCAUUAUCCCGAUUCUCUCCCAUCUCUUCAACUUCCCGCGCCUCCCGACCUUCAAGCAGAUCGUGCUCCGCAUGCUCGUAUGAAAUGCAAAAGUGUCUGGGUCUGGAAGAAUGCGCGAUUUGUCAUGCUGCUUUCCAUGACCCAUGAGGUCUGGAAUGCAGGACCUAGCAUGACAGACUCUGCGGGACCUUUCUCAUGCCUAUCCUGCAUGAGAAACUCCCUCCCGACUUGGUCAAAACUGGACGACUUUUGGUAAUCAUGCAACACAGAUUUUUGCAUGCUGCAGAUUUAGCAUGACAAGUUUCAAUCUUCCAGACCCAGACACUUUUGCAUUUGAUAGCUCGCGCACGAGAUCACCGAAGUCGACGACUUUGAGGUCUACUUUCCCAUGCGCAGCCUCGCCAAGGUGACUGAACCCAUGAAGAAAAGUUCUAGCAACUCGAGUAGUACGACGUCAAGACACUGCUAUAACACCACGCCGCCCGGUGGAGCAGAGAGUAGUAAAACUGGCAAAAUGAAUCACACUGCUUGUGUUGGAGCUGCGCCAUCAAUUGCAGCAGGUGCAGGACACGGGCAGAACCAUCCGGCAGCAGAAGCUCCGUCUCGUUCUCGAGGAGAACAACUUCAUCCCGCCCAUGUGAGGAGUAGCACAUCCGCCUCCCGCUCUACUGCUCAUGCAAAGUUUCCGUCCGUCGAGUUCCAAUGGGUGACCAUGCGCGACCUGUUUGCGGAAUUUGACACGGAUCAGGAUGGCUUUCUUUCUGUGCGGAAGCUCGGGGAGUUAAUCGCCAAAGCGAAGUUGAGGAUUCCCUCGUUUGAAGACUACGAUGAUUAUUUCCUCGAUCCGAUUAUCGACGGCGUGUGCUAUCGUGACUUUUUGGCUAGUAUGCUGGAGGUAAACUUUCAGACGUUCGAGCUGUCGAGCACCCACUUCUUCACAUUUUUCAAGAAACUGCAGGUCGCCACGGGGGUGCUGAACAGCGCCACCGCAGCGGCCUCCUGCUCGUCGGGGGCGGGGCCACAUCCUGGCACUGCCUUGAGCAGCAGCUCGGGCGCACCGUCGGACUUGCUUGGCGCGGGCGGGGCCACUGCGUCCUCAGGUGUCGGGUCUUCUUCGGGCCAGCGGAAAGGACCAGAGCAUCCACCGGCAGCUGAGACGAUGAAUACUCCAACAGCCGGCGCAGCUUGUAGUUCUUUCCUACAGCAGCAGCUCCACCACGAGCACAUGUUGCACCAUAAUGCAAUGCUGCACGGACAAAUCGCACAUAGUAGUACCACAACUGGAGCCGCAGCAACUGCAUCGAGCAACAUCCUCAAUCCAUAUAAAGCUACUGGUAAUAUGGUGUCAUCUAUCAAGAAGAACGAGAAACAGAAAAAUCCCGGGAAUUAUGAGCCGAAGAAAAUCCAGAAAAUCCUGUACGAAAUCUUUUUACGGUUUUCCGCCUUGCCUACAGACGAAACCUUCUCCGCUGACGUGCGAAUGGACGUACCGGUUGGGUAUUCUACGAUUGGCAGCGGCGGCGGAGACAGUACGCAGAUGGCGUCGACCUACUUGGAAAAUAACUUCCCACUGAUGUCAUCCGCGCAGUACUACCAGUACGGUGCGUAUGGUGCAGGGGCGCAGGAGGACUGUCUCUAUUUCCCCGUGGAGGAGCGAGAGGCUCACGGUAAUGUCAGAUGGCAGCAGCAGCAAAAGCAUCUUCAUCAUAGAGGUGGUCACAUUGAAGACCAACAAGAUUAUCAGCAGCAGCAGCAGCAUAUGGAGGAUAGUAAUCCUGAGGUGGGCGGGGCUGGCUUCAUCUCAGCGGGUUUGGAAUUCGAAGGCGAUCUCACUAUGGAAGACGCGGACGACGGAGCAGCGGGCGGCGACGCGGGUCCUCGUGGUCCUGCUGCUAGAGGCAUGAUAGAAGUAGACCACAACAUGCGGCAUCUUCCCGACGCGGCUUUUCUCGAAAAAAAUUUCAAGCAACACAGAACCGCCAAACCAGGAGCGACGCUGAAGAAUAAACACGGCACUGCUAAAAUCCCGUUGGAACAUCAGCUGCAACAGAGUCGGGAACACGAACAACAGCACUACUAUCAAAACAGGAACGCAGCUACAACUUCUACUACUUUUCACAAGCGACCGCUGCAAAAACACGGCACCGGCAUGCUGGGAGCUGCUGGAGCAUCAUCUUCAUCGCUGAAACAAAACUACCAAGCUCGCGCUAGAAAGCCGCUUCCGGGGCGGCGGCGGAUCACGAAGCAGAGUUUACAGAAGGCCGGGUUUGAGCACGUCCAUUUUUCGAAGCAGUUUCUGCACGAGCAGGACAACCUCGGAAUGGACUUCUGGCAAUUUUUGGAUUAUCUACAAAACUGCAAAGGCGAGACCGAGUUCGAUUUUCCCAGCUUCAAUGCUGGAGGAACAAGCGAAACUAUCGGGUCGGCUGGUCUUUUUCGCGGCCAGCAGCCUCUGUUGCCCUCCGGUCGUUCCGGAUUGUACCAUAUUGGAUAAAAAAAGUCAUGCUGUCUGCUAGAAGGCCGCUCCACCGUCCCGCACAGCCUCAUAUUGAUCUUAUUUUGAUUUUAGGUCGUUUUCUCGUCGAGUCUUGACGAAAUAGUGACACACCACGCACAGAGACAGCAUCUUUAUCAGAGUCAUUUUACGGCGAAGAUGCAGACAGAGGUCCUGUUGCGGGGCUUUCCUUCCAACCGCGCGAUUGUCCGGGUCGUAUCGACCAGGCUUGCGAGCGAUUGCUAUAAGAAUGAAAAACUGAAAUUUGUACUACUUCAGUUUCUAUCAAUCUGGUGUACUAGAUCAUGAUAGAAACUUGCUUGUUACUUCUGCGGAUGUACAAUGAACAAAGCCUGUUUAUUUUAGCAUAUAUUUUUCACGUAAACACAGCGACAUCACGACAUUACACUACGCUUGCGCUUAUGAUAUUAUUGAAACGACAGUAUCGAAAUCGAUAGGAAUAGGCUCCGGCGCAGAAGCCGGAGGACAAGUUGAAGGCAAAUAAAAGCCUUUCGGGUCUUCAGGGCUCUUUUGAUCAUUUUUUGUCUGGUGGCCUAUUUAAUCUAUUUCCGAACUUGUUUGUUGCGUGUCCAGUCCGACACGACGCGUUGCCUGUAACCGAAGCGGAGUGUCUGGUCUCUCAGACUUCUUUGAUACAAAGAUUUGAAUUGAUUUCAACAGCAGCAGGAGGAGCUCUGUUUGGUACAAUACUUCAUCAACGCAAAGAACAGAAGGCAUGUAUUUUACAUUAUGGAGGAUAAAAUCUUAAAGCAUACCUGACGGUCCAAAUCUAAUGACUGAACAUGAGG